UCCCCUCUCGCUCUUCUUUUAGGCUUUUUCAGUUGUUCAGUGGUUUUCACGCGCUUCUUCUCUCUUUCUCCGAUAGUACGUCCCCUUCUUUACCCCAAACCUCCAUUUCUCUUCCAUUGCUGCUAGGGUUUCCAAUUUUUGCCGGUUUCCGUAUUGGCUUUUUUGUGAAUUCGUAAUUGGAGCUAUUGCUGAUGAAAUCUAGGGUUUAUGGCUGAGAGUAGACUAUACAUUCCCAAUCAACCAUUAGACCUUGACAGGAUACUGAUAGAAGCGCAAUAUCGUUGGCUUCGGCCAAGUGAAAUUUGUGAAAUACUUCGCAAUCAUCACAGGUUUCAAUUAAAGCCAGAUCCACCUGUCCAGCCUCCAGCGGGUUCUUUGUUUCUCUUUGAUCGAAAAGUUAUCCGGUAUUUUCGUAAAGAUGGUUAUAGGUGGAGGAAGAAGAAAGAUGGAAAAACUGUCAAAGAAGCUCAUGAAAAGUUGAAGGCUAACAGUGUGGACGUUCUCCAUUGUUACUAUGCACAUGGAGAGGAUAACGAGAGCUUUCAACGACGUAGUUACUGGAUGCUUGAUGCGCGCUUAGAGCACAUUGUUCUUGUACAUUACAGAGAAGUGAAAGAGGGGUACAAGUCAGGCAUCUCUCGCUUAAUAGCAGAUCCAGGAUCACAAGCUGGAAGCCCUCAAAGUAGUCCUGUACCAUGGUCUGCACAGGCAAAUUCACCUGCUCCGACAGUUCAGACGUCCUAUGCAUCAAGUGCAAACAGAGUCGAUAGAAAUGGACUAACGUUGUCAUCAGAAUUUGAGGAUGUGGAUUCUGGGAGUGAUCCACGAGCAUCUUCUCUCACUCAACCUCUUUUUGGUUCUUUCUUGCAUAAAACCUCUUUGCUUGAACAUAAAGUUGCAGGAUUUCCGGACUUGUCGAGGAGCCCCCCUGCUUCAUGGGUGGCUGGAACUAAAUAUCAUCAAGGUUCUGGAUUAUCUAACUGUGCUGAAACCAACAGCUCGAGCAACUCGAAUGGUGUGCAUGACCAGAAGCUUUUCACUGAACAUCCUAGGGGAGCUGACUUUCUAACACAUAAGUUAACAGAUGCUAGAUUGGAUGCUAAUAGCUCUGUCCAGGAUGUAACUAAGGGAGAUAGAUUGAUCGCUGAAGGCAACCAGACAUAUAUGGGAGCUUCUCUCGAGAUAGUUCAGGUGCAGCGUGAGCCUGGUUUCAUUUCAGAUCAUCCUCAAUUUCAAAGUUGUUCGGAUCCACAUAUAGAAGUCAAGUCUACCUUUCAUGCUGAAAAGAAAUCCAAAGAUGGUGUAAAUAACAAUGAAGCUGGUGAGCUGAAGAAACUUGACAGCUUUGGGAGAUGGAUGGAUAAAGAAAUUGGUGGAGAUUGUGAUGAUUCCUUGAUGGCUUCGGACUCUGGGAACUACUGGAAUACACUUGAUGCUGAUAAUGAUGACAAGGAAGUAUCCAGCUUAUCACAUCAUAUGCAUUUAGAUACUGAUAUGCUGGGCCCUUCCCUUGCCCAAGAACAGCUAUUUACUAUCCAGGAUUUUUCACCAGAUUGGACUUAUUCUGGGGAUACAACAGUGGAUACUGCAAAGGAUUCAUCAAAGGUUUUAAUCGUUGGUACAUUUUUGGUAAGCAAGGAGAUAUCUAGCAAGAUUAAGUGGGGAUGUAUGUUUGGUGAGAUUGAGGUUUCUGCUGAAGUUCUGACUGAUACUGUCAUCAGAUGUCAUACACCUCAACAUGCUCCCGGGCGUGUUCCAUUCUAUAUCACCCGCAGUGAUAGGUUAGCCUGCAGUGAGGUGAGGGAGUUUGAGUAUCGUGAAAAGCCAUCAGGAAUUGGGUUUCAUAUGGCAGUGAAAAGUGCUUCAGAAGAUGAAGUACGUUUUCAGAUGCGCCUGGUGAAACUUUUAAAUCUAGGCAGGGUGAGGAAUAGAUUCAAUUGCUCAAAUCAGGAUUGUGAUAAAUGUAAGCUUAAGAGUACAAUAUAUUCAAUGAAAAGUGAAAGUGGAAAUGAUUUGGGAAGGGUUGAAGAGACUUCUAUGACCUUCAAUAGUAAUCACAUGAUCCCUAGAGAUAGAUUGAUACAAUGUCUGUUGAAGGAUAGUCUUUCUGAGUGGCUAAUUUUGAAAGUACAUGAAGGAGGUAAAGGACCACAUGUCUUGGACUAUGAAGGCCAAGGAGUUAUACAUUUGGCAGCUGCUCUUGGUUAUGAAUGGGCCAUGGGGCCCAUAGUUUCUGUUGGUGUCAGUCCCAAUUUCAGAGAUGCGCAUGGAAGAACUGGGCUUCACUGGGCUUCGUAUUUUGGGAGAGAGGAAGCAGUCAUUGCACUUCUUAGACUGGGUGCUGCACCAGGCGCUGUUGAGGACCCAACACCAGAAUCUCCUGGAGGAAAAACAGCUGCUGAUCUGGCAUCUAGCAGAGGACAUAAAGGGAUUGCUGGAUACCUGGCAGAAGCAGAUCUAACCAGUCACCUUUCUUCACUGACUGUCAAUGAAAAUGUAAUGGACACUGUUGCUGCAAGUAUUGCAGCUGAAAAGGCUAUUGAAAAUGCCGCACAAGUUGUCCCAUUGGAUGUGGCAGAAAAGGAGAACCUUUCUCUGAGAGAAUCUCUUGCUGCUGUUAGGAAGUCAGCUCAUGCAGCUGCUCUAAUACAAGCUGCAUUCCGUGCUCGUUCAUUCAAUCAUAGACAAUCAUCUAAGAACUUCAAUGAUAUUUCUGAAGCCACACUUGACCUAGUUGCACUUGGCUCUUUGAACAAAGUCCGGAAAUUGGGCCACUUUGAGGAAUAUUUGCAUUCUGCAGCUGUCAAGAUCCAGCAAAGAUAUCGUGGUUGGAAGGGAAGAAAAGAGUUCUUGAAGAUACGCACCCGCAUAGUGAAAAUUCAGGCUCAUGUGAGGGGACAUCAGGUUCGAAAGCAGUAUAAAAGGGUUGUUUGGUCUGUUAGUAUCGUCGAAAAGGCAAUACUGCGUUGGAGGCGGAAAGGAUCUGGUUUGCGUGGAUUUCGAGUGGAUAAAGUGAUGGGAGAUGUGGCAUCAGAAACUGAGAAAACUGAUGAGUAUGAAUUCUUGCGAAUUGGCCGGAAACAAAAAUUUGCUGGAGUUGAAAAGGCUCUAGCAAGAGUCAGGUCCAUGGUUCGUUAUCCAGAAGCACGUGAUCAGUAUAUGAGGCUAGUUACCAAGUUUGGUAAUCUAAAGAUGGGUGAUGAAGGGAGCAGUGUAAUGCUUCAAGCUGAAACUUCACAAAAGAGCAGAACAGAGGAAGAUUUGCCUGCAUUCUCAAAGGAGCCUGCACGUACAUCAGAUCAGUGAUCUACUUCUCUGUGCCAAAUAGCGAGUAGAAUUAAACUGUCUGAGCAGGUACUGGUCAUACUAUUUUUUACCUGUAAGUAGUGUCUUAACAUAUUUUACUCGUACUCUGGUGGAGAAAGAGGAGUGCAAGGUGGAAGGUUGUAAAUAUAUUUUUCCCCUUUAUCUCUCUUUUCCUUUUUUCUCUUCCUUGCAACCGGUGGUAAAAUUUUACCUGGAAUAGGGUUUAGGAAGGGGACGACUCUUAAUGGGAACAUGGGAAUGGUUGAAAUUGAUGCAUAUGUUAUGCAAGGUCGAAAAUGGUGUUGUUGCUGAUUUAUACUCGUACUUCGGCCGGUAUAUAUGUAGUUGAACCGUUAUUAUGAGAUCAAAUUUGAUUUAAUUCUUUUGAUACUGCCA
Molecule: messenger RNA, 3702 nt
Organism: Juglans regia (Persian walnut)
Lineage: Eukaryota; Viridiplantae; Streptophyta; Magnoliopsida; Fagales; Juglandaceae
Product: calmodulin-binding transcription activator 3-like
Exons: 13
Coding region: 208-3306 (1032 amino acids)
Biological process (GO): regulation of transcription by RNA polymerase II
Cellular component (GO): nucleus
Molecular function (GO): protein binding; transcription coregulator activity; double-stranded DNA binding
Source: RefSeq, a predicted model, not a curated record